Messenger RNA from Hyaena hyaena (striped hyena), 924 nucleotides. RefSeq names its product apolipoprotein D (gene APOD). The coding region runs from base 111 to 683 and encodes 190 amino acids. The record is from RefSeq and is a predicted model, not a curated record. Gene Ontology annotation, biological process: brain development; lipid transport; tissue regeneration. NCBI's taxonomy places the organism in Eukaryota, Metazoa, Chordata, Mammalia, Carnivora, Hyaenidae. Gene Ontology annotation, molecular function: cholesterol binding. The transcript is spliced from 5 exons.
AAUGAAGCUUAUAAAAUAGCUUGGGAGAAGCCGGUUAACAAGACCACACAUCUCAAAUUGGAGGAGUUUGUGUUUGGAAACUGCCUUCAUCUUUACAGAAAAGCCCCAGGAUGGUGACGGCGCUGCUGCUGCUGCUUUCUGCGCUGGCCGGCCUCUUCAGUGCCGCAGAGGGACAAGCCUUCCACCUUGGGAAAUGCCCGACUCCUCCCGUGCAGGAGAACUUUGAUGUGCACAAGUAUCUUGGACGAUGGUAUGAAAUUGAGAAGAUCCCAGUGAGCUUUGAGAAGGGAAGUUGCAUCCAAGCCAACUACUCACUAAUGGAAAACGGAAACAUCAAAGUGAUAAACCAGGAGUUGAGGCCGGAUGGAACUGUGAAUCAGAUUGAAGGUGAAGCCACUCAGGCCAACAUCACAGAGCCUGCCAAGCUGGGAGUUAAGUUUUUCUGGUUGAUGCCAUCUGCUCCGUACUGGGUCCUGGCCACUGACUAUGAGAACUACGCUCUUGUGUACUCCUGUACCACAAUCGUCUGGCUUUUUCACAUGGAUCACGUUUGGAUCUUGGGAAGAAACCCUUACCUCCCUCCAGAAACAGUGACCUACCUAAAAGAUAUCCUGACCUCUAAUGACAUCGACAUCGAAAAAAUGACUGUCACAGAUCAGGUGAACUGCCCUGAGUCUCUGUAAGAGGCUCUAAAGGGAACCUGCAUUCACUCCAUGUUACUUCUUUUGCUUUGCUUUCCCCCCACCCGCCCUUCAUAAAGACAAAGCAACCACGGCAGACAGUUGCAGACACCAGAAGGGAAAUUUGACAGCAGGAGCCUGUGGAGAGAAAGUCAAGGAACGUUGGCCCAAACACUUAGCCAUGUACCGUGUCACCUUGCCAGUCUAAUAAUAAACUUGUUGCUGACUUGCUGUGCUCACAGUA